Molecule: messenger RNA, 1048 nt
Organism: Nelumbo nucifera (sacred lotus)
Lineage: Eukaryota; Viridiplantae; Streptophyta; Magnoliopsida; Proteales; Nelumbonaceae
Product: vacuolar iron transporter 1-like
Biological process (GO): intracellular manganese ion homeostasis
Molecular function (GO): manganese ion transmembrane transporter activity
Source: RefSeq, a predicted model, not a curated record
AUCAAUCCUUCUUCGUUCUUUGCUCUCACAGACAACAAUCUUUCUUUAUUGUUUUUAUUUUCUUCUUGAAAUCAAUCAAUCUCUCUCUCUCUCUCUCUUUCAGUCUUUCUCUCUUUUCCUGAUAAAAUGGAGGACGGGAGAGACACGGGAUCGGAUAAGCUGCUGCACCAUCACAAGGAGAAGCAUUUCAUGGCGGGAGAAGUCGUCAGAGAUGCUAUCAUCGGCAUAUCCGACGGCCUCACCGUCCCUUUUGCUCUCGCCGCCGGGCUCUCCGGUGCCAACGCUUCUUCUUCUGUCAUCCUUACAGCCGGUCUCGCUGAAGUCGCCGCUGGCGCCAUCUCCAUGGGACUUGGCGGGUAUCUUGCUGCCCAAAGUGAAGCUGAUCACUACAUGAGGGAGCUCAAGAGAGAACAAGAUGAAAUAAUCAAUGUGCCUGAUACAGAGGCAGCUGAGGUUGCAGAGAUAUUAGCGGAAUAUGGGCUUGAGCCACAUGAAUAUGGGCCGGUGGUGAACGCCCUCCGGAAGAAGCCUCAAGCAUGGCUUGAUUUCAUGAUGAAGUUUGAGCUUGGAUUGGAGAAGCCAGAGCCAAGGAGAGCACUGGAGAGUGCACUGACUAUCGCCAUCGCCUACAUAGCGGGCGGCCUAAUCCCGCUCAUCCCAUAUAUGUUCAUUCCAACUGCUAGAAACGCAGUCCUCACAUCUGUGGGCGUUACCUUAAUUGCAUUGCUACUCUUUGGCUACGGAAAGGGCCACUUCACAGGCAACGGGCCCAUUAGAAGUGCCUUCCAGACGGCCUUGAUCGGAGCCAUUGCUUCCGCCGCUGCUUUUGGCAUGGCCAAAGCUGUACAAGCGUAAUCAGGUGCCUAAUAAAGUGGCACUCUUGUACCUUACUUUGACCUCUUUAGUUUAUUUCUUUUCGUUGAUUGGCUUUGAUGUAUGUUCAUCUAGAUUCAUAGUAUAUUCUGUGAAUUAGAACCAUUUUCACUAGGCUUUAUAUAAAGUUCAUCAGAUCCAAUGCCCAGCAAUUAUUUAGCUCUGCUUUUCAAAA